Messenger RNA from Leptomonas pyrrhocoris, 2727 nucleotides. RefSeq names its product topoisomerase-related function protein-like protein. Gene Ontology annotation, molecular function: mRNA binding; poly(A) RNA polymerase activity. Gene Ontology annotation, cellular component: TRAMP complex; nucleolus. Gene Ontology annotation, biological process: RNA 3'-end processing. NCBI's taxonomy places the organism in Eukaryota, Euglenozoa, Kinetoplastea, Trypanosomatida, Trypanosomatidae. The coding region runs from base 1 to 2727 and encodes 908 amino acids. The transcript has a single exon. The record is from RefSeq and is a predicted model, not a curated record.
AUGAAGCGCCGUGGAGCUCGCGUAGUGAGUGCAAGCAGUGCAGUGGUGCCAGAGGUGGAUGCGGUGAACGCAGUGGUGAUCUCUCCUGCUGCUUCCACGCCCACCAACGCGGUGGCCGCCAUGAGCAGCCCGCUGAACGUUGUAGCAGCAGCAGCCGUGGCGCAGCCGGCGCUGACCAUCCCCACGUUGAACAUCUUCGCCCGCUUUCAGGAACACCGCGACGACUUCGACGCAGACUGGCUGCUUUUGAAGGAGGAUCCAGCGGCGGCAGAGGAGAAGCCGCCCCUGGCAGCACAGGUGACGGACAAGCUGCGACGUCAUCAGGCGCAGCUGGGUGCUCAACGCGCGGCAGCCGCGGCCGACCGCUCGGCGGUGCGACUGGGCAAGCAGAAGACCACGCUCAACAGCAAUAAGGGCGGUACGACAACAGCACUGGUGGGCGACGACGACGAUGCGGAUAUCGCUACCGCCAUACAAGCGGCACCGCCGUCCCGUCGACAGCGUCGGCCUGACACGUACGAUUCGGCAGAAGACGAGCCAAGCGUUUCGGCCGCCGUGGUUGCGGACGUCAACGAGGGAAAUAGUAGCAACGACGGCGACGACAACGAGGAGUACGUGCCGGAGGAUCGCAAGGCAGCGCAGUAUCGCCACACGAAUGCCACAUCACUGGAGCCGACCGUCGCGUCUGCAGUGGCGGUGGAGGAGACCAGACAGGAGGCCGCAGAGGAGGCGACAGCGUCGGUGGCAGCGGUGGUGGGAGAAGUGGCGAAGUCAGCUGAAGCGGAGGAGGAGGGGGAAGGGCUGACGGGGGAUUAUCUGGACUUUCAAUCCACCACGCCCACCGGUGCGAAGGCGAUUGCGUCCGGGGCCCUGCAAGCCACCGUUCACCUUCCUGUCACGACGCCCUCCGCACCAUCCUCUUCCGGUGGGCGGAAUACCCUUCAACAACAGCAGCAGCAGCAGCGACGUCAGCGCAGCAGCUUCGGCGGGGCUUCGCUCCCUGCGGAGGGCCGCGUCGUCAUCGUCCCGCUGUGGAGCACUGCCCGCAUGGAGCAGCACGGCGGCUACUGCGCCACCAACCCUCUCAUCGCGCUGCAUCAGGAGGUGACGGAUCUGGUGGACUUUUUGCGGCCGACGCAGGCCGAAGUGACCAUGCGGCGGUACAUCGAGAUGAAAAUCGGCAAGUUGGUGGGCCGUCUCUGGCCCGGCAGCCGCGUGCUCGUGUACGGCAGCCUGUACACCCACCUCCUGCUCCCGCUGUCCGACCUGGACGUGACGCUGCUGGACGUCCCCGUGCCGCCAGAGGAGGCGCUGACGACGCUGGCGAAGGAGAUCAGCAACGAGGGCCUGUGCGAGAACGCCUACCCGCAGGUGAUCCUCAAAACCAAAGUCCCGCUCAUCAAGUUUGUCCACAAAGGCUCCCUCAUCGACGUCGACAUCAGCGUCGGCGCGGUCGACGGCAAGCGCAACUCGGAGUGCGUCGUGCGCUACCUCAACACGUACCCGGAAGCCGUGCCGCUCGUCAUGACGGUGAAGUACUUCCUACUGCAGCGCGGGAUGCACGAGCCGUACCACGGCGGACUUGGCAGCUACGCCACCACCCUGCUCGUCGUUUCCUUUCUUCGCCAGCACCCCAUCUACACCACGCACCCGGAGCAGCGACCCAUGACAGGGCUGGGGAAGCUCCUAGUGGACUUCCUGCGCAUGUGUGGGCAGUUCUGGAGCUACUCUCGCGUGGCGGUCUCGUUGGGUGACUUGCAGCUCAGCGCGAGCGGCGACGGCCGCGGCAGCAGUGACUGCGGCGACUUCCACGCACGCACCGACUUGGACUGGACCAACCGCCCGCAGUCCCCCGUCUCCCCCUCCUCCCCGCGCACACCGCUGGGUCCCGCGCAGGGCAGCAUCGCCGACCCGGCCGACGCCGCGAACAACGCCGCGAGCUCGCUACGCCUCUUUCACUCCAUCUCCUCCAUGUUCACCUACGCCUACCUGGCGCUGACGGCUGACUUUAGUAGCAGCACGAGUGGUAAUGAGCCGGGUACGAUGAGCGGUUCUCCUCCUGCUGCUUCCGUUGAUGCGCAGGUGUCGUCGCCCUCCAUCGAUGACCUCAGCCGUCGUCCCACUCUGCUGUCUCGAAUCUUCCACGUAGAUGCGGACAUGAUCUUCCAUCGACAGGCCAUCGCCACAACGUACGCGAAGCUCAGCACGGAGAUGCCCGUGUACAUGGAGGAGGUGCGCCGCUUUCAUGGGGAAGAGGACGCCGCGAUGCUACCGAGCAACGCGCGCAGUUGGCGGGAGCGGCGACAGCUGCGGCGCGGCGGCGAUGGUGAUGCACCGUUUCUGUGGGAGACGCAGCCGCCGCGCAGCGUGACGUCGCUGGAGGAGCGGCUGGCACUGGCCCACCUGCACGGGGCGACGGCCGCUGCCCCGCCAGCGGCUUCAACGAUUCCGACAGAGCGCGACUCUGGCAACUCGUGGAAGCGCCUGCGUCAGGAUGGCGACGACGACAGGAGCGCAAACGAGAUCAGGAGGGGCAGGCGGCGGACAGAGAGCAGCGCGAAGGAGACGUACGUGGUGUCUUCCUCCGCUUCCUCUUCAUCGUCGUCCGAAUCCAGUUCCUCGAGACCGUCGAGGUCGUACGACUCGGACGCAGAGAGCAACGCCAGCUCGGUGCGUGAGGAUGUGACGCGGACGACGGAGCGAAGCCGGCGGAUGCGCCGCGAGUAA